Cylas formicarius (sweet potato weevil) is the source of this 1548-nucleotide messenger RNA. Its product is annotated as cytochrome P450 4C1-like. The record is from RefSeq and is a predicted model, not a curated record. The coding region runs from base 67 to 1440 and encodes 457 amino acids. The transcript has 11 exons. Gene Ontology annotation, molecular function: monooxygenase activity; iron ion binding; heme binding. NCBI's taxonomy places the organism in Eukaryota, Metazoa, Arthropoda, Insecta, Coleoptera, Brentidae.
UUUCCAGAUUAUGAUAAUUAUAAGAAAGUGCAUUAAGAAGACAAAUCGCUUUAUGACAGAUCAAAAAUGGUCUCCGUAAGCGAAAUUUUAUUUGGUUUGGGACUGGUUCUUCUAAUUGUCUAUGGAUCAACUUUGUGGAACUGGUACAAAAGAAGGAGAGAAAUAGUCAAAGCGGUAGAUGCGUUCCCAGGCGAAAAGUGGUAUCCGAUCAUUGGAACUUCAUUGACGUUUCUUGUGGCACCGAGAGAAAAACGAUGGAAGAUAUUUAAGGAGUUACAAAAGCAAUUUGGUCCGACCUCGAGAGCAUGGAUGGGAAAUAUUCCCAUAGUUGGGAUUAGUAAAGCGGAGCAUCUCGAGUUAAUUUUUAAAAGCAACGUAAGCAUAAAUAAAGGAAUAUUCUACAACAUAUUGAAACCUUGGUUAGGCGAAGGACUAGUGACAGCGCAUGGGUUCAAAUGGAAGGAACAUAGAAGACUAUUAACUCCAGCCUUUCACUUCAAAAUUUUGGAUAGAUAUACGGAAGUUUUUUCUGAAAAAGCUAUCGAACUUGCUCGUAUCCUUGAAGAGAAAGUUGGCGACGAAUAUUUUGAAGCGAGUGUUUAUUUUACUAGAUGUGCCUUGGAUAUUAUAUCAGAAACAGCCAUGGGUGUAAAAUUUAAUGCUCUCCGAGAUCCGACUUGUGAGUAUGCCAAUGCUAUAUUCGGACUAUGUGAAAUUAUAUCACUUAGAACUGAUAAUCCACUGUUGGGCUUGGAUUUAAUUUUCAACUGCACUAGCGAGGGAAAGAGAUUUAGUCGGCAUUUGAAGACGAUCCACGACACCACGAAUAGGAUUAUUGAAACGCGAAGAGAGGAAUUUAAAAAGAGACAAAUUGGAACGGGCACCGACGAUCUAGGUAGAAAGGAAAAAUUUGCCUUUCUAGAUAUUUUGCUGGAAAGCGAGAAAGAAAACAAAUUUACCAAUAAAGAAAUAGCCGAUGAAGUGAACACAUUCAUGUUUGCGGGCCAAGACACUACUGCGUCUACUGUCACUUACACACUUUUUGCAUUAGGGAAUUAUCUGGACAUUCAAACAAAAGUGCAGGAAGAAUUAGACGCAAUUUUCCACGGCGAAGAGCGACCGAUCUCACCGCAAGAUAUUUCAAGUAUGGAAUAUCUUGACAGAGUCAUAAAAGAAGCUUUGAGGAUGUUUACUUUCGUGCCAUAUAUUUUUAGAGUUCUUGAAGAAGAUGUAGUUAUUGAUGGACAUCGUAUCCCGGCUGGAGUAACAAUGGGGUUGUCACUUUACGACUUACACCACAACGCGGAGCAUUGGCCAGAUCCGGAAAGAUUUGACCCAGAUCGUUUUCUCCCUGAAUUUGCCAGCAAAAGACACCCCUACGCUUUCGCACCCUUCAGUGCUGGACCUAGAAACUGCAUAGUUUGGAACAAGGAACAGUAAAACGUUACUGGCAGCAAUUUUAAGAAAGUACAAAGUGAAAUGCUUGGAAACUCCCGAAACACUAGAAGAAUACGCAGAAAUUGUAUUAAGGCCACAACAAGGUCUACA